AUGGAGUUGGGGAAAAAUUGCGAGUUUUGUUUGAAUCUAAGGCCGAUUGUGUACUGUAAGGCAGAUGCGGCACAUCUUUGCCUGUCCUGUGAUGCUAAGGUUCAUUCAGCUAAUGCUCUUUCGAGCCGGCAUCCUCGGACCCUUGUCUGCGAGUCAUGCAGAUACCGUCCUGCUUUUGUUCAAUGUUCUGAUCAUAGGAUGUUUAUGUGCCACGGUUGCAAUCGCAGCCAGCAUGAUCCAUCCUCCCAACACCAGAGAAAGGUGAUAAGUUGUUACAUGGGAUGCCCUUCUGCCAAGGAUUUUGCAGCGUUAUGGGGUUUUGAAUUGAAUGAGCUGGAAGAUCAAACUUAUUUUCAAGAUGAAUUCAUUCCCACCACAAGUGCAACAAUAGACACAGGGAUGACCACGUUGAACAGGUCUAGUUCGGGAUCAGGCGGUUCAUCUGUUUCUGAAGUGAGUUCCAGUGUUAUCAAAUUGCCGAAAGUGGGAUCAAAGAGGGAGUACCAUAAGAUAUCUUAUGCAAGUGCUCCUGACCAGCAGGACAAUGCAGGCCAGAUUUGGCAGCAGAUUCUUGACUUGAGAAGGCUUCAGCAGAAUCAGGGCGGUGCUAGUUCUUCCUACGUAAUAUGCCAAGAGGAAAAUGAUGUGUCUUCAUUCAAGCACAACUCUAAAGGUCAGCUGCAUGUGAAUGUUAAUCAGCAAUCCCAGCACUCCACAGAUCUGGAUUCUGAUCUGCGUGAUUUGGAAAGCUCUUAUGAGAAGCCUAGUGCAGAAGCUUUUCCUUUUGUUCUUUCCCAGAUGGAUGGGGACUCAUUUUGGCAAUGCAAAAGUCCAUUGCAGAGUGGACAGCUAUGGACUCAAAAUAUGCAAGAUCUUGGAGUUUGUGAUGAGGCACGAUGUAAUGAUGAUUUUAGCAUGCCUGAUGUUGAUCCAACAUUCACAAAUAUUGAAGAACUAUUUGGAGGUGAGCAAGAGCUUGCCAGAGCCCUGCUUAAUGAGGAUGCUACAUGCUCCUCCUUGGACAAGGAUAUGUCCAUAGACAAAUCAGAUAAUGGAUAUGAAAGAUCAGUAGAGGAUGUUUCAGCAGCUUCUUCAAUUUGCAUAUCCCAUUCGGAUACUCUUGAGAAAGACGUUGAGUCUUCUGACAAUGUUAAUCAUUUCUCUGUGACCAUGAACAGUCCUUCAAUGCAGCCAUCUUACUCGAAUUUAUCCUUCUCCUUUUCGAGGCUAAGUGCAGAACACCUGGACAGUGGACAAUUGCCUGAGCACAUGAGACAACAUCUUUAUAGCAAUAAUUCAAUUGAUUUGGAGAAUACAUCUGCAGAUACUAAACAAAAUGGCGCAAUGCAAUUCAAAGAAAAGAAGAAGGUCCGCAGGUCUGAGAAGCAAUCCAGGUAUCGGAAAGCUAGAUCUGAUGUAAAGUCGGGGAUCAACUUGUGA
Messenger RNA from Oldenlandia corymbosa var. corymbosa, 1440 nucleotides. The record is from the annotation of a GenBank genome assembly. NCBI's taxonomy places the organism in Eukaryota, Viridiplantae, Streptophyta, Magnoliopsida, Gentianales, Rubiaceae.